GGGGCAACCCGACCAAUGAGAACCGAGAUCCUCCGUCCCCGCGCCUGCGAGCCGGGCGCGCCAGCCAAUGGGCGCGCGGCAUUCAAACCCCACGCCGCCUUGCCCGACGGACGCCAUAUUCCGCUCGUCCAUGGCGGUUGCGUAGAAAGCCGCGGCGGAAAAAGCUCACUUCCAGCUCGAAUUUUAAAGCGCAGGGACACCCGCCGGCACCCGCGAGACGCCAUGAGUGACAUCCUCGACCCCAGUAAGCUGAAGGUGACGGAACUGCGCGCCGAAUUGCAGGCGAGGGGCCUCUCCACCAAGGGAAAUAAGCCGGUGCUGAUCGAGAGGCUGCGGGAGGCGCUCGAGGCCGAAGAUGGCGACUCAGUGGAGCGUCCUGUUGCUGAGGGACAGCAGGCAGAGGACCCAGAGGGGGCAUUAGACCGAGGAGUGUAAGAGGAACGCCACGCAAGAAGUCGCCAGAAGCAGCUGCUACACCAAAGAAGAGAGGCCCAGAUGCAGUGCCUACACCAAGAAAGAAAACUCCUGAGCCUGCAAUACCUGAGGUUCCUGAGCCAGAAGAGGUUCUGCCGCCCAAGGAAGCUACCCCCUCCCCACAGAAGACACCGCCAGAGCCCACUCCUUCUCCCCAGAAACCUGCACCCUCUCCACAGAAAGUGCAGUCAUUGCCCACUCCUUCUCCCCAGAAGCCUGUUCCCUCUCCACAGAAAGUGCUGCCAGGACCCACUCCUUCUCCCCAGAAAGUGCUGCCAGGACCCACUCCUUCUCCCCAGAAAGUGCUGCCAGGACCCACUCCUUCUCCUCAGAAACCAGUACAGUCCCCAGUGAAGGCCCAGCCAGAACCUUCCCCAUCACAAAGACCAGCACCUUCUCCCCAAAAAGCACAACCCUUGCCCACACCCUCGCCCCACAAACCUGCACCUUCACCUCAGAAACCAGUGUCCUCACCCCAGAAACCAGCACCUUCGCCCCAGAAACCAGCACCUUCGCCCCAGAAACCAGCACUUUCACCUCAAAAACCAGCAUCCUCACCCCAGAAACCAGCACCCUCACCCCAGAAGGCCCAGCCAGAACCAGUGCAGUCUCCACAGAAAACCCAGCCUGAACCUGCCUCACAGGCACCAGCAGCAUCCCCUCAGAAAGUUGCCUCUCCACAAAAGGCAGUCUCGCCUCAGAAACCCACUCCACAGAGUCAGCCUGAGCCUGCAGUUGCCAUUAAGGAGGAACCUGAGGACUCUGCAAAACUUGGCUAUGAAGCAGCACCUGUGGAAGAUAUUGAUGUAAAGAUGGAACAAGACAAUGGAUUUGAGAUGGAGGUCAAAGAGGAGAUGGUUGAGCCAAAGGCAGAAACCAUGGAUGCAGCUGAAGAGGACGAAGAUGGAAGAAGAGGAGAAAAGAGAUCUCAUUCACGUUCUCGGUCGCCUGAACACAAAAAGUCUCGGCCAGAAGUGGAAGAAGUCAGAAUUGAAGAUGAGCCGGACUUUGAUAAGACUGUUGUGGCUCUUGAUUGGUAUAAUUCAGAUUUGUCUCUCAUCAUUGAAAAGGAAAACUUCCUCUCUGCAAAACCUCUCACAAUGCAAGGCUUUGGCUAUGUCUGGCAUGGUGUAAGAGCAACUUACGGCUUCACACGGAGCCGAGUGUUCUUUGAGGUCAAGUGUGAAGACAAUCUGCCUGUCCCCCAGUUGGAGGAUGAACAGCACCCUCAUGUUUUACGUGUUGGAUGGUCUGUUGAUGAGGCUGGGCUGACCCUUGGAGAAGACCCUCUCAGCUAUGGCUAUGGUGGCACUGGCAAAGCCUCAACCAACCUUAGGUUUAAGGAUUAUGGAAAAACCUUUGGCAAAGGUGAUGUUCUUGGCUGCUUUUUGGACAUGGAGUCUGAGCCAAUGGUGAUGUCCUUCACAGUCAAUGGAGAGCACCAAGGCAUGGCUUAUGAAAUCCAGCAUGCAGAACUUGGAGACAGGGCCAUGUUUCCUCAUAUUGUAACCAAGAAUAUGACUUUCAAGGUCAAUUUUGGAACAGAAGAUCCAUGGUGUGAGCCGCUUACAGGCUAUACUUUUGUAGGAAAGGUUCCUCUUGAAGAUCGUGUUCUAGGCACUCAAGGACCCGAGAAGAGAGAGGAAGCAGAGAUUAUCAUGAUGGUUGGCCUCCCUGCAGCUGGAAAGACCACUUGGGUGGAUACAUAUUGCAAAGAAAACAAAGAAAAGAAGUACAAUGUCCUUGGAACAAACAGUCUUAUUGAUAAAAUGAAAGUGAAUGGACUGCCAAGAAGACGCAACUAUUCUGGCCGUUGGGAAGUCUUGAUUGAACGUUGCACAAGAUGCCUGAACAAGUUGUUGGAGCUUGCUUACAAGCGCAGACGCAACUUCAUCAUCGAUCAGACGAAUGUAUACCCAUCGGCUCAGAGGCGUAAAAUGAAGGGUUUUGCUGGCUUCAAACGGCGUGCAGUUGUUAUUUGUCCCACUGAUGAGGACCUGAAGAAACGAACAGAGAAGCGUGAGAGGGAGGAAGGCAAGGAUGUCCCUGACAAGGCUGUCCUAGAGAUGAAAGCCAACUUCAAGCUGCCGGAGGAGGGAGACCUGUUUGAUUCCGUGGAAUACGUCGAGAUGCAGCGGGAAGAGGCCCUGAAGCUGGUUGAGCAGUACAACAAAGAGGGAGAAGAUGCUGGGUAUGGCCAGAAGAAGGGCUUCAGAGGGGGCUUUGGUGAUAGACGUGGUGGGUUCAUGGACCGCCGUGGAGGCUAUGGAAACCGAGGAGGUAGCUUCCGUGGUGCCUGGGACCGUGAUCGUAGAGGAGGCUACAAUGAUCGCCGCAAUGACAGAGGUGGUUGGAACAGAGACCGCAUGGACAAUCGCGAUUACAACAGAGGAGGCUACAACAGAGAUGUAAGAGGUGGUUUCAACAGAGACAACCGUGGUGGCUUUAACCGCGAUAUCAGAGGUGGUUUCAACCGUGAUCGUGGCGGUAGAUCCAUGAACUACCAGAGCAAUUGGAACAGGAACUCGAGUAUUGACAUAAAGAGCACUUCCACUAGUUCUACUACUAACCCAUGGGCAAACCAGCAGGGCAAUCAAGGCAGCCAGGGCUUUGGCAACUAUGGUGGCUACGGGAACAACCAGGGCUGGGGCAACCAGAACUGGAACAGCCAGAACUACCCACAAAGCUAUGGCAACAACUGGAACCAGCAGUACUAC
Penaeus monodon (black tiger shrimp) is the source of this 3191-nucleotide messenger RNA. RefSeq lists its product as uncharacterized. Gene Ontology annotation, molecular function: protein binding; protein tyrosine phosphatase activity. Gene Ontology annotation, biological process: protein dephosphorylation. Lineage: Eukaryota; Metazoa; Arthropoda; Malacostraca; Decapoda; Penaeidae. The record is from RefSeq and is a predicted model, not a curated record.